AUGUCUGGAACAACACAUGAUGCCGCAGCGGAGGGCACAGACGACAACGCAACCGUGCAAAUGGCGCUGCUCCGAGGCGAUACGUCACCACAGGCUCUGGUAACACGUACCCCGCGAAAAGGUCCUCUUAUUUCACUCACGCCGCUGGAAAGGCGGCUGGUCAUCUCGGGAGCUCGAGUAGGGGUCACCAUCGCGGAUGGGCUAUUUCUUUCGAGCACGGUGGCUAACCCGCUCCUGACAGUCUCCUUUAUCGCCUACGAAUCCUUCCGUGCCGUCAAUGAUUACUGGCGAGGAGAACUCAACACGUUGGGUUACCGCACAAGUGCGACAGAUGUGGCGCUCCGUAUUGGGAAGGAGGUGGGAACAGCCGCCAUUGGAAUUGCUAUUGGACAUGGCGUAGGAACUCUCAUAGGACUAAGCGCCAUUCCUGUAGCGGGACAGGUUGUCACUGCCACGGUGCUUUCGGUGACCAUGGGUCUUUGUGUUGGCACACUUCUCACGCGUUAUGCGGAUCGCAUCUUUAUUCGGCUACAGCUGCAAGCUCAGUAUGGAUACUCACGGAAUGAGCAGAAAUCUCGCACACGGUUUGAACACUUGCUUGAGGCACAGCAUGAUCUUUCAUCAUUUGAAACCUGUCGAAUUGUGCAGCAUUACCGAGACUACCGGGUGGCAUGUGGUUGGGAGAGUCAGAUCGAUGUCGAUGACUACCGUGCAUCCGCAGAUAUUACGAUGAUGCCCGUUUCUUUUCAACACUUUGCGAUUGUUCAGUUGCAGCGUAAGUGGGGGUUUCUCAAUGAGUACGUGGAGUGCAAAAAAGUGUUCAAGGCGUUAAUGUUGUUGCAUCAUCCGGACAAGGGUGGUGAUGGCGAGCUUGCGGCGCAGCUCAACCACGAUUACGAAAUUUAUGCGUUCUGCCAGGGAUGGCACGAAGACUGUCGGGGCAUUUUUCAAAGAGAAGGGGCUGCAGGGCCGCAAAACACAUCCGUUGGAAGUAAGAGAAGAAAACGGAGUACCAUUGUGGGUUUUCUUCGUUCGCUUUUUCGUCCUGCGAGUAACUCGGCUAUGGAGGCUGAAGAUCUUAGGCAGUAUGGACUUUUGGCGUUGGAGGCGGGAACCCCACCAGAGCUUCACAGGCUGGACGAGGUCGACUGGGAGGCCAUGGACAAAGAAGAAGUCGGGGGAUGUGAGAAACCCAUGUUUGGCACCAGCGCCUUCGUCAAGCAAAGAGGCGUCUCUCGCGUGCUGGCCUCAAUUCACCGUUGUUACCAACUCGCCUCUGAAGCGAUUACAUUUGCUGGCCUAGUUCGACUCUAUAAGGAAACAAAGGAGUGGUCGGAACUUGAACGAGAUAUAUAUCUUUUUAACCGACUACAGACGUUUGUCAAUGUGGUUGAUGACAUUCCACUCGUCGUGGGUGAACGCCAUAAUGCGUGCAAAGAGUACUCUUGUCGUGGUCUGAAGUGGUGCACCAAGGCAGAGGCAGUUUUAAGGCGCGAGGAGCGAAGGGAGGCUAUUGUGUCCCGCUGCUUUCCCCCAUAUAUAUCUUCCAAGUUAAUGGAGGCACUUGAGUUGUGGAAAACUGCUCAAAAUCUAGCGAAGAGUUUCUUCAAACAGGGCAGCACAGGCGGUUGCGGCAGUAGCAACAGCAAUAGUAGCAACACUAGCGACAACAACAACGAGACUGGUGGGGAACUACGUGCCUAUGAAGGCACAGGGCAAACUCUCGAUACCCUGUUAAACAUUCAGAAGGCCUUACAAGAUAUAGUGGAAGACAGCACACAGUCUUGGAAGCAUACCAAUACCAGCGAUGAGGAAGCACUCAAUCCAUCGUUUAUGGAGAAAGUGAAGGCGCUCGGGUUAACAGCAAGUUGUGCCUUGGCUGGGGCACACGCCAGGGGCGUGGAGGACAAACUGCGGAAAACAUGUGAAGAAUUUUUUAGGGGACGCCGGAGGAAGCUGGAGACCACCACCCUCCUGUUGAAUGAAAUGUAUGAUUUGCAGUCGUCACUCACGACCGCCACCGUGGGGGAGCGUGAGACGCUUCAAGGCCGAUACGACGAUUUUAUGAAACAACUUUUUCUUGUGCAUUACUUGUUUGGGGAGUUGGACGCUGCCACAGUAGAGUUGUAUGACAUCUACACAAUGCAUCUCCCCGAAAAAGCCGGCGUUCUUAAAACGCUACCUUCAUCCUGUGCACAGGCUGUUCAUGAGGCGCUUCAUCUGCCGCGAUAUGUGAAAUACGAGCGAGAACGUACGCUUAUAAAUUACAUGAAUAUUGAGGUUGAGCCACGGAAUGCGAUGGACCCUUCUCGCUCACCCGCUGACGGCGAGGUCCGUUUGGAGUGUGAGUGUGAGGUUUCCGAGGUCCAAUUUGCUUUGCUCCGUGCGCAGUAUGUGGACUCUGUUAAUGGCACCGUUACUCCGUGUUGGCUUAAGCGGUAUGUGUUUCCCAGAGUGGAAGGGGUAGAAGCGCAAAUGCGCAUUGAAUUCCUAUUUAAAACUAUUAUGCAACAUGAACUGUGCGUUCCCGAGUUGUGUGCCACCCAUCGCGUGACAUGUGUCACUGAUGUUUUUGCUGAUGAUUCCAUGCGGCAAAUCUACUUUCACAUUCCACGAGGCGGAACCCAAUUGCGUUUUGGCUCAACGCACGAUGUUCGAAAAAGAAUCAUGCGGCUUGGAGUUCGAUGGUUGCAUGAUGCGUUGCAAUGCGUAAUAGACCUCCACUCCUGCCAGUUGCUGCAUGGUGCCAUAUGUUUAUCUAAUUUUACCUAUGAUGAGUUUGGAAACACGACGUUAGGCUUUUUUUCCAACGCUCUGCGAGAUCGUGCACGGGAUGCCGUUUCUCCGCUGGACGACGCCAUUGACUUCGGCGCCUGCCUGCAUGCCGAAGUGCUUCCAUACCUUCUCAGCGCGUCAACCGCCGCUACUGCAGCGGCGCGGCAGUCCAUUUUGGCGAGUGGACGGGAGGAACAAGUUGCCACCGGUGGAAAAUACUCUGACGAGGAGGUCGCCGAUGUAUAUCGCGAAGUCGCGGACCGGUUAAUUGGAAAGGCGGAGCCACGCUGGGCGCUACUUGACGCGCGAACCUUCGUGCGGCGAUUUCUUGAGGCCAACUACAACAGUGAUGAACGCAAUUAUUUGUUUACCAAGGAUGUGGCUUACCCGGCGAGCUGGGCAACACUUAAACCCAUCGUCCCCGUCUCACUUGUUUUGGAUGACCGCGUUUCGCCGCACUUACCCCCAAACGCCCGCGCGUUCCUAAACCGUAACCAGCACCUCUGGGAGGUAUAUUGGAAGUGCCGCCGCGAAAUGGUAAAGAGGCGUGGCGGUGGCUUCUUUUCGAUGCCCGCAGCGCUCAAGGGGCACAGGCCCUUCCUCCCCUGCGGCGACGAUUGCGAGGUGAACGAGCGCUUUGCGUGGCGCGCCUGCGCUGAUGAGGAGGAGGCGUGGCGGCUUUGUCUCGAAGGUUUUGUCGGCAGGAAGUGCCGGCUGCGACUUGCGCCGCCACAGGCGGGGGUGGGCGGGGGCGGGGCCGAGCCCCGCGCGCCCACGGUCAGCUGGGGUGUGAUUUUCCGCGCCUCGCUUGGGACGGUCGAGGAGGCGGACGGAAGGAAACACCCCGAGCGCUCGCGGCAGAAAUGCACCCCCCCAACCCCCGGCCACCUCGGCAUGGGCGCGCGCGACCUCGGGCGAUCCGCGGAGAAAAGCAGCGUGUUCCGCAGGGCCGCGAAGGACCCGGGCGACGUGCGAGGCUGGGAAAUCGUGGUGCCCGCGCCGGGGGCGCGCUGCUAUCCGGAGUACGUGGUGUGCGGCGUCUGGGUCGUUGGCGGAAGAGAAAAGGGGCAAGGGAAAUAA
Molecule: messenger RNA, 3855 nt
Organism: Trypanosoma rangeli
Lineage: Eukaryota; Euglenozoa; Kinetoplastea; Trypanosomatida; Trypanosomatidae
Product: transferase
Exons: 1
Coding region: 1-3855 (1284 amino acids)
Biological process (GO): protein import into mitochondrial matrix
Cellular component (GO): PAM complex, Tim23 associated import motor
Molecular function (GO): ATPase activator activity
Source: RefSeq, a predicted model, not a curated record